AUGCUUCACUCUUCCUCAUUAAUCUGUACUCUUAAAUGUGGUGAAUGCCUUGAUUUAGUUUGUUUAUGGGUCAACUGUGCCUAUCUCAUUGUGAUUUGGACAGGUGGAGAAAGUUUAAGUGCUGGUGCCACAGGGAAGUCCAGAAAAAUAAUAAACUAUGGAUGGGAGAGUCAGCUAUGAGGAGAAAAAAAGUUUAGCUUGAAAGAGUACCUACAUUAUAGUCAUAUUUAUCCUGAAAGUAUUUCACGGACAUUUAUUUUGGAGCAUGAAACGUUUCUCAUCCAGCAGUAUAAUUCUCAACCUGCAAAAUACAUACCCCCAGAAGGAAGCCCCCCCCCGAAAUUCGAUGAAUUUCUGAGUGCCUGAGGCCUUGGACAUUUUGAAGUAACCAUCCUGGGUUUGAACCAUGAGGUCACGAUGGGAUCAAAUAUUACAUUUCUACCUAUGUAUUCUCCAGAAGAUGCCCAAACAUCUCAAAUUGACACGUUUUUGACCUGCAUCAAUUACAGUUGUGUGUGUCCACCAAAAUCUUCCACCAGUGGAAGACUGCCAGAUCCCAAGACAGUUGCAGGUGAUAUUGUAAAAGCAGCAGCUGAACUGACUAGAGUCCACAUCAUCUAUAUCUUGGAUAUCUGUAACUUGGGUAACAAUAAAGUGGAAGUUUGUUUGAAAAAAAUUUAUACUCCAGAAUAG
This is a messenger RNA of Psammomys obesus (fat sand rat), 693 nucleotides long. It is a transcript of the gene Radx, whose product is annotated as RPA1 related single stranded DNA binding protein, X-linked. Lineage: Eukaryota; Metazoa; Chordata; Mammalia; Rodentia; Muridae. Gene Ontology annotation, molecular function: single-stranded DNA binding. Gene Ontology annotation, biological process: regulation of DNA repair. The record is from RefSeq and is a predicted model, not a curated record. Gene Ontology annotation, cellular component: replication fork.